This is a messenger RNA of Ricinus communis (castor bean), 1564 nucleotides long. RefSeq names its product probable sugar phosphate/phosphate translocator At4g32390. Bases 185 to 1237 code for a protein of 350 amino acids. The transcript has a single exon. The record is from RefSeq and is a predicted model, not a curated record. Lineage: Eukaryota; Viridiplantae; Streptophyta; Magnoliopsida; Malpighiales; Euphorbiaceae. Gene Ontology annotation, molecular function: antiporter activity. Gene Ontology annotation, cellular component: Golgi apparatus; trans-Golgi network; endosome.
UCUCCUAGAUUUAACCAGUCUUUCCCUUUCUUCUUCACACAUCACCAACACCAAACCCUCUUUUUUUCUUCUUCUACCUCCUCUUCCUCUCUCUCUCUCUCUCCCCCGGUGCUCAAAAUCUAAACUGCUUUUUGUUUGUUUUCCUCUCUCCACCACCACCGCCGCCGCCGCCACAACCACCAGAAUGGGAAAGGGCGGAUCUUUAAGCGAUAGCGUUCUGAAAAAGAUCCUACUCUCCUACACCUAUGUAGCAAUCUGGAUCUUUCUUUCAUUCACAGUCAUCGUUUACAACAAGUACAUCUUGGACAAAAAGAUGUACAAUUGGCCGUUUCCCAUUUCACUUACAAUGAUCCACAUGUCCUUUUGUGCUACUUUAGCUGUUCUCCUCAUCAAAGUCUUUAAACUUGUUGAACCUGUUACCAUGUCUCGUGAUCUUUACAUCUCUUCAGUUGUACCCAUUGGUGCCCUCUAUUCUCUCAGCCUUUGGCUGUCAAAUUCUGCUUACAUUUAUUUAUCAGUUUCUUUUAUUCAGAUGCUUAAAGCUUUGAUGCCUGUUGCUGUUUAUUCUAUUGGGGUUAUGCUUAAAAGAGAAAGCUUUAAGACUGAUACCAUGGUUAAUAUGUUGUCGAUCUCUCUUGGGGUCGCUGUUGCUGCUUAUGGUGAAGCUAGAUUUGAUAGUUGGGGUGUUCUUUUACAAUUGGGUGCUGUUGCUUUUGAAGCUACUAGAUUGGUAUUGAUCCAAAUCUUGCUUACUUCUAAGGGGAUCACCCUUAAUCCUAUUACUUCUCUUUAUUAUGUUGCUCCUUGUUGUUUGGUCUUCUUGUUUGUGCCUUGGAUUUUUGUUGAAUACCCAGUUUUGAAAGAGACCUCAAGUUUUCAUUUCGAUUUUGUUGUCUUUGGGACCAAUUCACUCUGUGCUUUCGCUUUGAAUCUUGCUGUGUUUUUGCUUGUGGGAAAGACUUCAGCUUUGACAAUGAAUGUCGCUGGUGUGGUUAAAGAUUGGCUGCUGAUCGCUUUCUCUUGGUCGGUUAUCAAGGAUACCGUUACCCCAAUUAACUUGUUUGGAUAUGGACUUGCAUUUUUGGGUGUAGCAUAUUACAAUCAUGCCAAAUUGCAAGCAUUGAAGGCUAAGGAGGCACAGAAGAAGUCCCAACAAGCUGAUGAGGAGGAAGCUGGAAGAUUGUUGGAGGAGAGGGAAGGAGAAGGAGCUGGGAAGAGAAGUGAAUCACAAGACUAAAUCUUAACUUUAAGAGAGAUAAUUUAGUUAUAAAAUUGGAUGGAGAGUAUUGGAAAUAAGAGCAGAAGGGAAGAUGUGGUGGUACCAGGGUUUGGUGUUGGGGGCAAAAGGAAGGGAAGGUGUCUCAGUUUUCUUUUGCUCAUUCCGGAAUGUUGUUUUUAGGUUUAUGCUUGUUAUGGAUGUUAGUUAUGGUAGGGCUUUGGGAUUUCUAUCUCAGAUGCCCUGUACUUUUAUUUUCUUUUCCUUUUUUUUUUUAAUCCUCUAUAUUACUCUUGCUCAUGUAGGAACCUUUUGUCAUUUAUGAACAAUUUAGUGCUUAUUUAUUCA